Molecule: messenger RNA, 789 nt
Organism: Geodia barretti
Lineage: Eukaryota; Metazoa; Porifera; Demospongiae; Tetractinellida; Geodiidae
Source: the annotation of a GenBank genome assembly
AUGGGGAUGCUGGACAACAUCUCCAAUGGCAGGCUGGUCAUGGGGUUCUUGCGGGGCACCCCCAAUGAGGACCAGGUCUACGGUGUAAAUCCCGCAGAGGGACGGGAACGCCUAUUUGAAGGCAUGGACCUGAUCCGCAAGGCGCUGACCGAAGAGCAGCCUUUCUCCUGGGAAGGGCGCUAUUACCAGUUCCGCACCGUUUCGGUCUGGCCGCGUCCGGUGCAGCAACCGUUGCCUCCGUCGAUCAUGGCUACCCGGAGUGAUGACACGGUCAGGUACGCCGCCGAGAACGGAAUGGGGCUGGGUGUUUCAUUCAUUCCGGUGGAACAGAUGGAAACGGUAACCGACAAAUAUUACAACUGGUGUAAUGAGGCGGGCUGGCAACCCACCCCCGACCAGGUGGUUUACCGGGGCAGCAUUUACCUUGCCGAGUCGGACCAGGAAGCGCAGGACUGGCUUCACGCACUGCCCGGCGGCCAACCCCGUCCGGCGAUUCAACUGCCUAGCACCGUGGCCCAGGUGGUGCAGGCAGCCAGAACCGGCGAGGAAUUUGACCUGCGCCGCGUCCUGGCUGGCAGCCCCCAAGGCGACGUGGUGGGCCGGUCCCUGGGAGUCAAUUUCCUCGGGGGACCCGAUACCAUUGCCAAUAAAAUGAAGGAAUUCCAUGACCGUUGCGGCGUCGGGGUUAUGGACCUCUUUUUCCAGCAGCCUGGCCUGUCCCACGGCGAAGUAAUGAAAGAGAUAGAGCUUUUUGGCAAGGAAGUUUUGCCGCAGAUCAAGGAAUUCUAA